This is a messenger RNA of Eurypyga helias (sunbittern), 919 nucleotides long. RefSeq names its product retinal homeobox protein Rx1. Gene Ontology annotation, molecular function: RNA polymerase II cis-regulatory region sequence-specific DNA binding; DNA-binding transcription factor activity, RNA polymerase II-specific. The transcript is spliced from 4 exons. Bases 212 to 898 code for a protein of 228 amino acids. Gene Ontology annotation, biological process: positive regulation of transcription by RNA polymerase II. Lineage: Eukaryota; Metazoa; Chordata; Aves; Eurypygiformes; Eurypygidae. The record is from RefSeq and is a predicted model, not a curated record.
UGCAACACUAAAUAAAGAUUCUCCAGAGCCUUAGUGCGGCGGUUCUGUGACACAUAAGAAGACUAGAGGCAACUUUGGCUGCCCAAGGAGAUUGGUGAGGUUGAGCCGCUUGUUUGGUUCCCAGGAGGGACCGGCAAAGUUAAAUACUCCUGGAAAAGCCGAGUUGGGCCCAGCAGGUGUGGAGCUGCGCAAAUGAGAAGCGGGCACCACCAUGUUCCUGAAUAAGUGCGAGGGGGACCUGGGUGAGUUGCGGAAGCCGGGGGACAGUGAGGGCACCCCACCGGAGGCUGCCGAGGAGGAGCAGCCCAAGAAGAAGCACCGGAGGAACCGCACCACCUUCACCACCUACCAGCUGCACGAGCUGGAGCGCGCCUUCGAGAAGUCCCACUACCCUGACGUCUACAGCCGCGAGGAGCUGGCCAUGAAGGUCAACCUGCCAGAGGUCCGCGUGCAGGUUUGGUUCCAGAACCGACGAGCCAAGUGGAGGCGGCAGGAGAAGAUGGAGGCCAGCUCCAUGAAGCUCCAUGACACUCCUGUGCUGUCCUUCAACCGGCCCCCCAUGACCCCCAACGUGGGGCCCAUGAGCAACUCCCUCCCGCUCGAUCCAUGGCUGACGUCCCCCAUCUCCAGCGCCACCACGGUCCACAGCAUCCCUGGCUUCAUGGGAGCCCCUCAGGCCCUGCAAACCCCCUACGGUGGGCACUCCUUCCUCAACACCCCCCCACCAAUGGCGCAGGGCAUGCAGCCCAUGGCACCUGCACCCUACCAGUGUGGCACCACCUUUGUGGACAAGUACCCGCUGGAGGAGGUGGACCAGAGGAGCUCCAGUAUCGCCUCACUCCGCAUGAAAGCCAAGGAGCACAUUCAGACCAUUGACAAGACCUGGCAGCCCAUUUGAUGAACGCUCCCCUCCGGCCCC